Molecule: messenger RNA, 765 nt
Organism: Lactuca virosa
Lineage: Eukaryota; Viridiplantae; Streptophyta; Magnoliopsida; Asterales; Asteraceae
Source: the annotation of a GenBank genome assembly
AUGUUCGGUAAACUUGGCCUUAAGGAAUCCAUCGUUGAAAGCCAUCAUCAGUUCGUUCAAGCUACCUUGAAGCAGAACUGUUGGCGCCAUCUACAUUGGGGAUUCGAAGAAAGCACUUCCGAAGAGCUAUUCCUUGACCGGAGUUGGAAUAAACCGAGUUUUUGGAUUUUUAAAUACGAUUUCGAUCAUCUGUACGACUUACAGAAAUGGAAUCAUCCUGGAAACACAUGCGACAAUAGCAGCGCCGGUGAAGGGAAAAAUGUUCAAAGGGCUACUGAGCUCUGUUCUUCAAAAUUUCAUGGUGGGUUCAAACCCAUUGUUGCCCAAAUGGUUUCUUCUUAUGACAAACUCCUUCACUGUUUUGCAAGUUGCAGCUUGUACAUUGGUUCACUUGCAACCAUAAAACGUGGUUUUUGAAUGUAAAUUUACAGAUCCUGGGAAGGGUUAGCUUUCUGUAAGAAAAUUUGUGCCUCAAUUGAUAUCAAGAUCGUUAUCUGUGAUCAUUGCAACAACUUUGGCUGCAAUGUUGCCAUUUUUGGAGAUAUAAUGGCAUUGUUUGGAGCAUUUGGAGGCAUACCUUUGGAUUUCAUUUUGCCUAUGGUGUUUUAUAACUUGAUGUUUAAACCUUCCAAAUUAAAAAGUUGUAGUUUUUUGGGUGAAUAUUGUGAUUGGUGUUGCAUCAACGGGGCCAACAACUAGGUGUGGGGGAGUUCAGCGGAGAAGAUGAAAUGGUUGGUGUUGAGAGAGAGAGAGAGAGAGAGAGAG